AUGUUGCGGACAAUAAAAGAUUUACUAAGGCGCUCCAAUGGCCGUGCAUGUUUGGAAAACGACGAGCUAGAGGUCAUUCUUAUCGAGAUCGAGAGCGUGGUGAAUGCCCGGCCACUCACCUACGUGGCAGAAGGGAGCGACGACCCGCUCCCCAUCACCCUGAACCAGUUUCUCAACAAUAGGCGUUCGAACUGCACUCCGUCGGAAAAAGCAGUAAACCUCGUGGCUCCCGAUGCGACAAACGCGAACAUACUGGAAAUGGAUCGUCAGCGUAGGGAGUAUGUCAGCGACACCUGUGAACGUUUCGUGACUGACUACCUACUCCAAAUCGACAAGUUCCACAGUAAGGUAGGACCCGGUCGCAAGAUCCGGGUAGGAGGACUUCUCAUCAUUGACGAUGACAACACCAAGUGCCUUAUGUGGACGGUAGGAAUAGUGAAGGAGUUAAUUACUAGCAGAGACGGGUUGAUCCGUUCAGUUAUGGUCAAAACGCCAAACGGGAACCUAAUCAACAGCGCCAUCCAAUCGCUACAUCCCUUAGAGCUACGUAAGGACCAACCAGGAGACGUCGAGGUUCCACCUGCGCCGGAGCUGGAGUCGGAACAAGAAGAGCUAUCUCCACUCGUGUCCGUCGCAGAUCCGAUCGAACAGGAAGAGCCGUGGACCACGGGCUCGGGAUGCUGGCUGCUAGCCAUCUGUCGUACUGAGCAACUGAAAUUGCAAGAGCUCUUUUAG
Molecule: messenger RNA, 735 nt
Organism: Daphnia magna
Lineage: Eukaryota; Metazoa; Arthropoda; Branchiopoda; Diplostraca; Daphniidae
Exons: 2
Coding region: 1-735 (244 amino acids)
Source: RefSeq, a predicted model, not a curated record